UAAGCUCCUCACUACUUGGUUAACAUUUUGAUGCUUUUAAGUAAAUAUUUUUUAUAUUUUAUACAGUUUUUUAGGUUUCCUUAGUGGGAGGGUUGGUCUAAAUUUCCUAGUCAUCAAUUAUAGGGAGUAAAAGUUACAAUUUAUAUAUUCAUCAGAGGAAAGAAAUUUUUUCAUAGUCUUCUAUCUCUACUUCAUGCUUACCAGUUUGUUAGUUCCUAUAAAGCACUUUACACAUGCCAAGGAUGUAAUAUAUUCUGUAGAACCAAAAUUACAAUGUAGGACUCAUCAAAUCCUUUAAAAGAACCCAAUCUGGUAUGAAAUAAAAUAGUUCAUAAAACAAUUUGACUACUUCUGGCCUUUGAAAUUCUGUAUGAUAAACUUGUGCCCCACCAACUCAUAAGAAUAUAAUGGAAGAUCCAGUGAUCCAUAUAUAACAUAUGCACAAAAUAUAUACUUAUUGAGGGCACUUGAUCUUCCCACUGAAUGAAAAUCUUUCCCCCUUACCUUGCCUCUUUCAGAUAUUUCCUCUAUCCUCACCUUCUCAAUGAAGCCUUCCCUAAACAUCUCAUUUGAAAUUGAGAACUCCCCCCAUUCCCACACUUCUUUUUUUUAAAUAUAAAUUUAUUUAUUUAUUUUUGGCUGUGUUGGGUCUUUGUUGCUGUGCGUGGGCUUUCUUUAGUUGUCGCAAAGGGGGCUACUCUUUCGUUGCAGUGGGUGGGCUUCUCAUUGUGGUGGUUUCUCUUGUUGCAGAGCACAGGCUCCAGGUGUGUGGGCUUCAGUAGUUGUGGCACGCAGGCUCAGUAGUUGUGGUGCACGGGCUUAGUUGCUCUGCGGCAUGUGGGAUCUUUCCAGACCAGGGCUCGUACCUGCGUCCCCUGCAAUGGCAGGCAGAUUCUUAACCACUGUGCCACCAGGGAAGUCCCUAUUCCUACACUUCUUAAUCUCUUCCUGUCCUGUUCUUCUCUCCAUCACCCUCCACCAUAUUACAUACUAUAUAUUAUAUAUCCUGGCUCUAUUUAUCACUGCCUCUACAAUCUUGAUAAAUCUGCUUAACCUCUCAAUUCUUUGAUUUUUAUAGAUGUAAAAUUGAACUAAGAAAAUUAUCUCACCAUUCUUCGUAUGGAUGUUUCACGGAUGAGUAUGGUGAUAGAUCAGAAAAUGAUUCUUAAAAAACUAUUUAAAAAAAUGAAAAUUCUAGAACUGAAAAUUGCAAUAUCCAAAAAAAAAAUUUACUGGUUGUGCUUAACAGUAAAUUAGAGAGAAAAGAAAAAAAAUCAGUGCACUUUAAAAAUAGUUCAAUAGAAACUAUCCAAUAUGAAGAACAGACAGAAGAGAGAUUAAAAAAAAAAUGAGCAGAUCCACAGGGACCUGUGGACAGUAUCAAAAGGUCUAAUAUAUGUGCAAUUGGAGUUUCUGAGGGAGAACAGAAAAAAAAUGGUACAGCAAAGAAUAUUAAAAAAAAAAAGAAUAGAUAAAAAAUGUACAAAUUUGGAGAACGAGAUGAAUUUAUGGACUUAGGAAGGAGGGCAGACUUCUCACAGGAUAGAUUUAAAAACACACACACACAUGCCCAGGCCUAUCGGAGUCAAACUGCUAAAAACCAAAGUUUAGGAGAAAAAUCUUGAAGAACCCAAAGGAUUUUGUUACAGACUCAUUCCACACCAAGUAAAAUACUGCAGCUAACGUUUAGUGGACUUGGAGUACUGAGAGGAAUAUUUCAGGGGAGGAGAAAUUGCUGCUUUUCUCUACAGCACAUCCUUUAUGUGAGAAGUUCAUUGACGAUGAGUGCCAGGUAGGAUGGAGGUUGGUGGCUGGAAAAGAGAUUAGCAGCCCUUCAUUUCGAUUUUGGUUGGGUAAGGUCUUCUGGAGGGAGCAGGAUGCUGCAGGCUCUCUGGAAGACAUAAAGAUUUUGACCCAAAUGACUCUAAAAUCAGGGAAAGAGAAGUGAGAUCCUCAUGGUAAACUUGUGAAUGGUCUGAACAGAAAGUCUAGAGCUUCUUGGAGCCAGGGGAAUUUUUGAAGUGGAGUUAGAGAAAAGAAAUUUGGGGGAAAUGGGAAAGACCCAGAAGAUUUUGAUUAUUUGACAGCAUUUGUUCCCUUAGCGUGAUUUUCUUCCUUUCUCUCACAAUUUAGUCUAACCCUUCUUGGGGCGGGUAGGUCUCAUGAGCAAGCGCUUUGAAAAUACGAAGGCAGAUUCCUUCCCUUCCCUUCCACAAAUAAAUCAUGCAGUUCUGGAAGUAGCUGUAGAGAAAUCAGUUUUCUGGGGCAGAAUUUUGGCCCUGUUUUGGCAAAUGUGGCCCCUUUAGUUCAUGAAGGAUGAUUUUAAUGACCGAAAACAAAUAAGACCCCCAAAUGUAAACCCAAGGUUUGCUGCUUGUUAUAAUUGUAUUUUCCAUACUAGACUGGAAAUAAAGUCAUGGUGGUUUUGUUUGUAAUGUAAGCCUCUUUUUCUCUUUUUGUUCCCCUUUUCCGGUCCUAUCGGCCAUCCCUCACUGUCUCUGUGCUUUAGGAUCAAUAUCCCUGAGGGAAGGGAGGAAUAGGUGAAGUUCAAGAAAUAGCUGAAGGCGGGUUGCCUGAUGUGGAGGCAAGGACCCAGUGUCGGUCCCGGGGCUGUGCAUGGCGGGGAAGGUGCAUCUCCGCAGCGUCGUGGCAAGUCUUCCAGACCUGUCUGCAGCUCUUCCUGUAACCAAGAGGCCUUUUCCUGUGUUUGAACUCACCACCAAUGGCUGUCCUACCAAAGCUCCUUUGUGCAGGCCGCCUUCUGUUCACCGACAGCUGCUUUGAGCAUCUGUCAGAGCAGCUCAUCUGCCAGGCUGUGCGCCUCUGGUCACAUCGCUCUGAGGCCUCCUGUUUGUCAGCUUCAAAGUGCCUCACAAGUGGUGACUUGCCUCCUUCCGGGUGGAUGUCAAAAGAAGGGGAAGCCUGGACAUACUCAUGACACCGCUGGAAUUAAGUCUGGAAGCUUCUUUCUCAUUUUGCAGAAGAAGCAAUCAGGACCAAAGAAGAGCGGUUGAAAACCACUGCCGGGCCUUGUGGCCAGGUCUUAGGGUGCUUGGAGAGAGCCUGUAAGUAGAAGAAAAGGCCUUUAUGACCACUCUGGAGGAAGACUGUGGAAAAAUGAGCCCUACUGAAUAAUGGAAGUGAGUACUGGAGGAGGAUGCUUGCUCACCUCUGGCCUGACAAGAAACCCACAGGUGCUUUUUAAUACAACUACUGCCAUUCCCCAACUUAAAAAUCCUCAUUUGCUUCUAUCAGAUAUUUGGAGCUCAGAAUACAUUUUCCUGUAGAAACCAUGUGUUCCUUGGUGAUUAAGUCCAGAGGCCAGUUCUUAAGAUUUAGUCCUGUAACUAAAUCAUAACCCUAUCCAUCUACCACAUCUAACAGACUUUCCUUAGAGAAUUUCAGCCCGGGUCCUAACAUGGAAUACCUAGAGUACAUUUUCCCCAAUCCUAUUAGUUCAAACCCUGAGUUCCGCUCUAUCCCUCAGACUCAUCCCUCCUGGGCCAGCUUUGAGAACGCUACCAGCUUUUCAGGAGCAGCAUGGGUGUGUGCUGGAGAAAAGGGAGCUCUGUUGGGAAAAUUGCCAAGGAUGCAGAAGGAAAUGAAGAUGGUCAAAGACGAGGGUGUGCAUUUCAGUUUGGGUGCAAAGAGGGCGCCCUCCUUCCCCCACGGCCUGCAGCCAGUGGUUUCCCGAGGAAGAGCUCCUCCAAGACACCCAUUCCCGGAAGCUCUCCGGGGGCCAUUUUCCCAGUUCCGGUAUGAGCCUCCUCCGGGAGACCUAGACGGAUUCCCGGGGGUCUUUGAAGGAGGAGGGUCUCGCAAACGGAAGAGCAUGCCCACCAAGAUGCCCUAUAACCACCCCUCGGAAGAAGCGGCUCUUGCCCUGCACCCGGAGGAGAGCAAGAACCCCGGGCCCCCGGAACUCCGCCUGCUUUUCCCGCCGCCGCCGCCACCGCCGCCGCCGCCACGGCCCAAGUACGACUCGCGGAUGAUCGACCUGUGCAACGUGGGCUUUCAGUUCUACCGCAGCCUGGAGCACCUGGGGGGCAAGGCCGUCAAGCAGGAGCCCGUGAAGCCCAGCGCCACGUGGGCCGCGCCCCCUCCGUUCCUGCCCACGCCCUACCCCUAUUACCCCAAAGUGCCCCCGGGCCUCCUGUUCCCCUUCUUCGUGCCCUCGGCCUCGCCCUUCCCCUUCAGCCGGCACACCUUCCUGCCCAAGCGGCCCCCGGAGCCGCUGCUGCCCCGCAAAGCCGAGCCGCGGGAGAGCGAGGAGACCAAGCAGAAGGUGGAGAGGGUGGACGUGAACGUGCAGAUCGACGACAGCUACUACGUGGACGUGGGCGGCGCGCAGAAGCGCUGGCAGUGCCCCACCUGCGAGAAGUCCUACACCUCCAAGUACAACCUCGUGACCCACAUCCUGGGCCACAGCGGCAUCAAGCCGCACGCGUGCAGCCGCUGCGGGAAGCUCUUCAAGCAGCUCAGCCACCUGCACACGCACAUGCUGACCCACCAGGGCACGCGGCCCCACAAAUGCCAGGUGUGCCACAAGGCCUUCACCCAGACCAGCCACCUGAAGCGCCACAUGAUGCAGCACAGCGAGGUGAAGCCGCACAACUGCCGCGUGUGCGGCCGGGGCUUCGCCUACCCCAGCGAGCUCAAGGCCCACGAGGCCAAGCACGCCAGUGGGCGGGAGAACAUCUGCGUGGAGUGCGGCCUCGACUUCCCCACCCUGGCCCAGCUGAAGAGGCACCUCACCACGCACCGCGGCCCCAUCCAGUACAGCUGCUCCGAAUGCGACAAGACCUUUCAGUACCCGAGUCAGCUGCAGAACCACAUGAUGAAGCACAAGGACAUCCGGCCCUACAUCUGCUCCGAGUGCGGCAUGGAGUUCGUGCAGCCCCACCACCUCAAGCAGCACUCCCUCACGCACAAGGGCGUGAAGGAGCACAAAUGCGGGAUCUGCGGGCGGGAGUUCACUCUGCUGGCCAACAUGAAGAGACACGUGCUAAUCCACACCAACAUCCGCGCCUACCAGUGUCACCUGUGCUACAAGAGUUUCGUGCAGAAACAGACCCUCAAGGCGCACAUGAUCGUCCACUCGGAUGUGAAGCCCUUCAAAUGCAAGCUGUGUGGGAAGGAAUUCAACCGGAUGCACAACCUAAUGGGCCACAUGCACCUGCACUCUGACAGCAAACCCUUCAAGUGCCUCUACUGCCCCAGCAAGUUCACCCUGAAGGGGAACCUGACACGCCACAUGAAAGUGAAGCAUGGGGUCAUGGAGCGGGGCCUCCACUCUCAAGGUUUUGGAAGGGGGAGAGUUGCCGGGGCGCAGACGGCGGGGGGCCUGAGGAGCCUGCAGCAGGAGGAACCCUUCGACCUGUCCCAGAGGCGUCGGGCCAAGGGGCCAGCCUUCCAGCCGGAUGUGGAGAGCGCCAGGGGCAGCUCCUGCCACGAGGAGGACGACGACGACAACUGCUGCGAGGCGGGGCGGGACAGCCCGGGCCUCAGCCCCCGCAGCCCCCCGCUCUGCGCGCCGCAGGACCUGUCCGCCAAGGCCGACCCGGGCCCCAGGGCGGAGGCGCAGGCGGGGGAGGACGCGCCGCAAGGGGACCUCCAGCCGAAGAGCCGGGCCAGCCCCGGGCCCGAGGGCGUCCGGGAGAGAGAGUUUGCCCGCAGAGACGAGUGUCCCGGCCUCCUCCGGGCCCUGCAGAGCGCUCGGCGGGGCCCCUCCUUUUCUGAUUACUUGUACUUCAAGCACAGAGAUGAGAGUUUAAAAGAAUUACUGGAGAGGAAAAUGGAAAACCAAGCAGUGCUUUUAGGGAUCUAAGUGGACGGUUUAAAAAUUACACUUGGAGAAUGAGCACUAGGCUGUGCAAGUACAGCUUUCCGCAUGAGCUCUCGUUUGCUGGAGGCGGAGAAGGGCACGAAUCUUUACAAAUGGCUCAGACUAAGUGAGCAGGGAUGUCCUCACUCACGUAAAUGCUUCUCAGGUCAUUCACUGGGCCCUUGAUUUUUAACACACAUGCAAGGUCUUCUUCAGUGUUAUUUCGUGGAUCUCCAGUGUAAUAAACUGUACAUAUUCUUCUAGACAUCUAACUGUAAGCUGAUGCCGAGGUGCUUUUAGAAAUUAUAUCUUCCAUUGACUAAUACGGUAAAUUUCUUUCUAGUUGCAAAAAUAUGGUGCUUGACAUGUUACCUUAUUAAUGACUCUUUAGUUGAAUGUGUAAAAGGUAUAAUAUUUUUCCAGAUAGAUGAAAAUAUGAGUAGUUGUAUAUAGUUUAAAAUUUGCUAUAUUAAAUAAUCAAAAAACGCCAGAAAUGACACAGGAGGGUGAGUUAUUGAAGAGGACGUUCUCAAGUAGUUGCUGCAGAUAUAAGAUAACAUUUCAAGAGAAUAAGAAUAAUUUUGACUAAGGAAAAAAAACAGCAAUACUUAGAUUCCUGCCUGGGUCUGCCUCAUUUGGCUUCUGCUAACCUUCAUCAGAUGUGGCAUUUGGAGCAUAUUUUCAGAUAGCCCGCCAGUGCUCAGCGUCUGCAGGCUAACCCCGUGUCCUGAGCAGAGCUCUCUCCUGGAGACCUUGCUCGAGGCUUCGUGCCCCGUAAAGCAGCUGCAGGAAGAGUUGUCACCCCAUGAGCAGUGGAUUCCUCCUCAGUGCUGGAGCUGGGUGGGGGGGAGGAACUCUCCCUGAAAUUUAAGCUCUAACUUAUUUAGAGUAUUAGAAUAACCAUAGGCUAAUCACUAGUAAAGGAUUUUCUGGGCUGUAUUCUCAAUGCUACCUGAACAUUAGAAUCAUCUCAGGGAGCCUUUUAAAACAUACCAACGCUGGGGCCUGACGCCCUGAGGUCCUGAUUUAAUUGGUCUAGGGUGGAGCUCUAGCACUGGUUAUUUUCCAAGUUGCCCCAGAUGACUCUUCUGUGCAGCCAGGGUUGAGAAAGAUUGACUAGGCUGAAAUAGUGGCUCCCAAGACCCCCUCCCAGGCACUCCAUAAAUAUUUCAGCUUCUGGCUUUAGACUCAUUAAGAUAGAAAGCAGGAAACCUUGAAAUCAUACUGCUGACUUAGGCCUUUUUACCUGUUCUGUAAGAGCCUCACGAGAGGAAACACACACACACACACACACACACACACACACACACACACUGUAUAAACACACACUUUUUGUACUAGAAAUGAUGCCUGUGUUGCUUAUGGUCACUUAAUGUUUAAAAAUACAUAGCCAGCCUAUAGUGACUAAUUAUUUCUUCCUAGAUGUGUGAAUCGUGAGUCCGGUGAGUGGCAGUGACUGUCAAGGGUGGGUCGAGCCCCACAGGUAGGCUUCCCUUAGGCACCGGCGUCUGACGAAUAAAGCAGUGCUGACAGGAUGUCACAUAUGUGUGACUGACCAUAAGCAGUGACCCUCUGGUACUGUGUCUGUGUUUAUGUAAAAACUGUCCCUUGGUAGUUUCAACUCGUAUUUGUAGAGCUAGGUACUGUUUAUUAUUUGCUUCUUCUCCUCCCAAAGUUACCAGUACAUUUCUUUAGACGACCUGGCCCAUCUCUGCCUGUGGAAUGCUGGCUUUUUCUCUUGGCCAAGGUGCUUCCCCGUCAGCCUCAUCUAGUUCUUGUCAGUCACACGUGCGCUUUGUCAAUCCCUGAUGCGUUCCUCCCGCUGCCUUGCUUAAGCCUCCUUCGCCCAGCCUCACCACCACUACAACGUGCCAAAGCUGCUUGUGUUGGCUACUGCCAUCUAUGCCCCAAGGUCAGAGCACCUGCAAAGGGGAUGGUGAAGGGAAGAGUGUGGUUUUCUGCGGUUACCAGCACAACUCUGGGCCAAGAAUCCAUCCAGAUCUUCAUAGGGGCAAUUUGCCUUCCAUCCAUUAUUUUUAAUACAGCUCAUCAGUGCCUCUGAUGACAUCACUCAGAGGCUGGCAGAGUGGAGGACCUGCUACAAAGGCUGCAGAUUUCCAGUUUGUUCUGGGUGUGCGGAGCUGGAAUAGGAACUAGAAAAACUAGAAUAGCAAGCUGUAGACUUUUCCACCCAAAACGAAUCACGUGGGAGUGUUUGAGGAACAAGUUAAUGUUGAGAUGGAAAGAGUAUGGUCUAGAAUGCUGGUUUCCACAUUGUGUGCUGAGAAGCAAGAGGUCCCUCUUAGGCCCUUCUAGAGCUGCCAGGGGAGGGAAAAUUCUCAACCCAUAUCCCCACUUCACUCAGAGCGGCUCAAAUUCCAUCUGUUUUAUGUGUUAGGCUUCCAAGUAAAAUUUCAUUUGGAGGAAGAGAAAAGGGUCUAGGAAAAGUCAUAAAAAAUUGUUAUGGAAUGUAUUCUAAAGCCUGUUUUUCAUUCUUGACUCUGGAUAUGAGAGACUUAAUUAGAUAUAACCCACUGGUUCAUAUGCACUGACCUUCUGAGAACCAAGGCUAAAACCUUGGUUUUGUAUGUGACCAACAUCCUGGUUGGCCUGGGACAACCCGGGCUUAUACCUGUUGUCCCCAGGUAGUUACUAAGAGUGUCACCUUAACUCUCAAAAGUGUUCCAGUUUAGGGGCUUCCCUGGUGGCGCAGUGGUUGAGAGUCCGCCUGCCGAUGCAGGGGACACGGGUUCGUGCCCCGGUCCGGGAAGAUCCCACAUGCCGCGGAGUGGCUGGGCCCGUGAGCCAUGGCCGCUGAGCCUGCGCGUCCGGAGCCUGUACUCCGCAACGGGAGAGGCCACAACAGUGAGAGGCCCGCGUACCGCAAAAAAAAAAAAAAAAAAAAAAAAAGGCACCCUAUGCAUUAAGUGCAGAGCUAAGGGGAGGGUUGGCCAACCUUGCCUAGAGCUAAUUAACCAGGAUGCAAGUCUGAAAGAGAAGCCAUGAGGCCAUCCUCAAGAGAAUUAAGGGAGGAAACCAUCCAAGGUCAUCAGCAAUCCCAGGACCAGGAUAGCAUGAAAUCCAUCACAUUGUGACACUCUGAAAAUAGGUCACUACCAAAUGCUUUCCAGGCUUUUGACCACUGUCUUUGAACCAACCAACUGACCCAGCCAACUGGCAUAUUUUUCUUUUAUCCUUCUUAUUCCGGCCUAUGAUUACCCCCUGUUGUUGCCUUUCAACUCAUUCUCUCUUUUUAAAAAUUUGACUCCCCACUGGCCAUGAGACUGAGGCUGACUUUCCAUGACCCCAGAAGGGUAACUGGUAUAUUUGUAUGUGAGUAGUUACAUGAGACAACCCAAUGUGCAUACUGUAUUUAUUAAGCCCUGAGGGCAUUUAAUAAAAUAUUAACAUCGUGUUUUGAAUUACGAUCUUUGUCUGCUUUGCUGGAACAAAAUGUAACAGAGCUAACAUUUAAAAUCCUUCACAUAUUUGGACAACAUUACACCAGAUGUUGAUUUUGUACAGAAUUCUGGCUUGCUAUUUAAAAAUAAAACUCAAAGUGUGUAGCAACCCAAGUUGUGAAUAUUGCUUUCUGCUUCAGUGAAAAAGCAGUUUACCUGAACAUAGCAUGUA
Globicephala melas (long-finned pilot whale) is the source of this 9457-nucleotide messenger RNA. It is a transcript of the gene ZNF366, whose product is annotated as zinc finger protein 366. The record is from RefSeq and is a predicted model, not a curated record. Gene Ontology annotation, biological process: regulation of transcription by RNA polymerase II. NCBI's taxonomy places the organism in Eukaryota, Metazoa, Chordata, Mammalia, Artiodactyla, Delphinidae. Gene Ontology annotation, molecular function: DNA-binding transcription factor activity; RNA polymerase II cis-regulatory region sequence-specific DNA binding.